Annulohypoxylon truncatum is the source of this 2203-nucleotide messenger RNA. RefSeq names its product FAD-binding domain-containing protein. Lineage: Eukaryota; Fungi; Ascomycota; Sordariomycetes; Xylariales; Hypoxylaceae. The transcript has a single exon. The record is from RefSeq and is a predicted model, not a curated record. The coding region runs from base 328 to 2088 and encodes 586 amino acids. Gene Ontology annotation, molecular function: oxidoreductase activity; FAD binding.
GAAAUAAGGAAGCUAGUUAGCUUAUGGCUACGCGUCUGCGCGUUUAUUAUGCUUGUGGAGAAAUUCCAUGCUGUGCCUCAUAAUUGUCAACUCGAGCCAACACCGCCAAGAUUGAGCCAGGAGACGGUGUGAUGAUCGGGCCAUGAUUUUCGGACCCAAGACGGCGGACGAUUUGAGCAUUAGAAAUCUUAUAAGUAUUUCUUCCCCGUCAUCUUCGGAAUCUAUAACUCACUUGGGCGAGAACACAAUUCUUCUUCUGGCCGGUCCAAUUCCUUUCGAGGGGUUUCAUUUCAGUACAGACACCAUUGGGGUCUCUUGCCACCCAUCAUGGCAUUUAGGGGACUUAUAGGUCUCAUCUCACUUAUCGUCGUCAUAGUUGCUAUCACGCUGAACUAUGGAGGCAGUGAGCAAUGUCGGUCUAUUCCUGGAGACCAAUCAUGGCCCAGUCCAGCGGACUGGAACGACCUCAAUCACACGGUGAACGGAAAAUUGAUUGCAGCCGUACCUAUCGCAGCCCCAUGUCAUCAUUCCGUAGGCGACGCAGUCACCUUCAACCAGGACCAGUGUGACGCGCUGCGUGACGAAUGGUUUUACCCCAAGACGCAUCUAGGAUCAGCGUCCUCGCCCAUGGCCUACCAGUUCACCAACGACAGCUGUAACCCCUUUUCCGAUCCGGAAGUUCCAUGCACCCUUGGAUAUAACGUCGCAUACACGGUCAACGCCACUGAAGUUGCUGAUUUCCAAGCCGCUCUUCAAUUUGUCAAGCGCCACAACAUCCGUCUCGUCAUUCGGAACACCGGACACGAUUAUCUGGGUAAAUCGACCGGAGCACACGCUCUCGCAGUAUGGACCCACCAUCUGAAAUCACUUGAACUUAUCCCGGAGUAUCAACAUGAUUCGGGAUAUCAAGGUGCCGCAAUCAAAGUGGGCGCCGGUGUUGAAUUUAUUGAUCUUUACAACUUUGCGUCAUCCAACGGCCUCAUGGUAGUCGGCGGCAACUGUCCCAACGUAGGUUCAGCAGGAGGUUAUACUCAAGGCGGCGGUAUCGGCAUACUUUCGUCUAAAUUUGGUCUCGCCGCCGACAAUGUACUUGCUUGGGAGGUUGUCACCGCAGCUGGCGACCACGUUACGGCCAGCGCGACGGAGAACGCGGACCUGUAUUGGGCUUUGCGAGGUGGUGGCGGUGGCACGUACGGUAUUGUGACUUCGAUGACCAUUAAGGCCUACCCGGACACUACUUUCUCGGCCGCCUACAUGUCUGUCUUCAACGACGGAAGCAACACAGACGCCAUUUACUCCACGAUUGGCACCUUCUUGCAGUCAUUGCCUAGCCUUGUUGACGCUGGCGCCUGGGUGGUCUGGGUUGCCGCACCUUUCGGGUUCUUGGUGAUGCCGGCGAUGGUCGCGGAUGUAAAAGCAUCCGAGCUUGACGCUUACUUCCAACCUACGAGGGAGAAGAUGGAUCAGCUCGGGCUUCAGUACCAAUACCAAUCCGCCGAUUACCCCGGUUUCCUCCAGAGUUAUCAAUCCAUACCAUCCACCUGGAACGUCUCGGAUCAUAACCUCGGUGGCCGAUUAAUUCCCCGCGAGCUUGUCAAAGACCAGGAGAGCACCGAUUCUCUCUUAAAAGCCAUCCGGGCCAUUAGCACUAAGACUCUCCUGUCUGGCGUUGCGUUCAACGUCGCCAAGGGCGUUUCGUCCCCCGACGAAGUCGCUGCGAACCCCUAUUUCCGCAAGACAAUCUUCAGCGCCGUUCUCGGCACACCGAUCAACUACACCGAUUUCACAUCAAACAAGGCCGCUCAAGAUGCUGUGACGCACACUUUCCUACCCGAAUUGGAGGCAGUGACGCCUAAUGGAGCUGUAUACUUGAACGAGGCUGACUUCCAAGCCGCCGACUUCAAGACCACUUUCUAUGGGGGAAAUUAUGAGAAACUGUUGGCUAUCAAGAACAAAUAUGAUCCUGAUGAUAUCUUUUACGCCAAGACGGCAGUGGGCAGUGAUCGCUGGGAGCAGAGAGCGGAUGGAAGGCUCUGCACAAAAUGGGGUGCUGUUUGGGAACAAUAUAUACCUAAAUUUCUGAGAUGAUGUACUAGAGAUUAGGAGGGAUAUCCGGUACUUAGCGAUGAAUACCUAUGUAUCAUUAUGUGGUGAUUCCACUAUGAACUAGUGGGUAAAAGUUGGGUGUCAGUGAAUUGGAUAG